AUGAGCAAAAGAUUAGCGAGUGCUGAAUCUGCAAGUGACUCGAAGAGGCUAGAGUCUUUGGUAAAAAGAGUUGAAAAUGAGUACACCAAGUACUUUCCUGGUGAAAAAAAUGGUGCGGUGGACGUAAUCGAGGUACCAGAAAGUGCAGAGGACAUCACAGCAUUUUUGAAAAAGUACGUGCUAGAGCGUAAGCCUUGCAAAAUCAAGGGCGUUGUUUCACAGGAUGUGCUGCUCAAGGGCUUGAAUCCUGCAAACAUUACUACAGCUUUGCCAGCGGACGAAAUUUUGCAAGUGGAGCGGAAGGUUGAGGGAGGGUUUGGCAGCGGCGAAAAAAGAAUACUGCUGACGCUGGGUGAGUUUAUGCGUCGUUUGGGAGAAGGCGAGGGCAAUUUGUACCUGACAACGCAAUAUGCAGAAGACAAAGAUGCCGAGGAUGACGACUACGAAGGUGGAUCACAGCGAGUAGCGCAAGAGGCGGAAGAAUUCUACAACGAAAGCGAAAGCGAGGAGGAAUUGGAGGAAGACGAAAUUGCCGCUUUUCCCAGCGCCGACGAGUUCUCAGACGGUGGCUCUUUCAGCAUGGAUAAUGCGCAUGACGAUUUCGAUGAGAUUAACUCACCGGAAGACGACCAACCAGAGGCGCAACUGGAAACCGGCGCUCUGAGUGCGGCAGAGGCAGAACAGCGUGUUAGAGAACUUUAUCAGCCUCCAAUGAAUCAUUUAGUAAACCGGCUCCCCGAGACGCCAGAAUUCAUGAAAAAGCUGAUACCGCAGCAAAUAAAUCUGUGGAUCGGGUCAACAGCUGGAACUGAGACAAAUGAUGACGCUUUUCUGUCGAAAUUUGACCCCCAGGCACCGAAGAUGGGUCUAGGAAGAUUUGUCCCGAGCGGUGGAUCGUCCUCAGGGCUACAUCACGAUCACGCGGAUAACAUCUAUGUGCCAAUUAGUGGAAGAAAGCGGUUCACACUGUUCUCGCCGCGUGAUGCCGCCAAGAUGUAUACCGUGGGGGCUAUUCGCAACGUUUACAACUCAGGAGUUAUCGAUUAUGCGCAGGGUGAGCAAUCGCCUCUUUGGAGAUCAUUACGUGACGAUGGUGCCAUAUUGGCUGAAGUAGCCCAUCAAGAAUUGCUUCACAAUGCAUCUUUGAGCCUCGACGAGAAGAAUCGCAUGCAAAAAUUCAUUGAUACAGACGAAGCUACACAGAAUGGAAAAGAGCCCAGCGCGAAGCUUGAUCCUCCGUCAUUUUCUACUGUGGCACCUGCAAUCGUGCACUUGGAUAAGAUAAAAGACAAAACGGUGCGAGAGAAAAUCCACGCCAAGGCCUUAGAGAAAUGGCCACUUUUUUUGCAGGCGAACCGCCUUGUAGUGGAUCUGGAACCGGGUGAGAUGCUGUAUUUGCCAACGGGCUGGUUCCACGAAGUAACGUCUUUUGGGAAGGAGAACGCCGCAUCGGCGCAAGACCAAAUUCACGUGGCGGUGAACUACUGGUUUGUCCCGCCAAACGGAGAAACCAUCGAGAAUCUGUACCCUCAUGAGGAUAAGUACUGGCCGCUGGAUUUUGAACGCACCCAGGCGGCUGUUGAUAAAGUUAGGCAACGGGCCCCGUCUGUGUGA
Molecule: messenger RNA, 1614 nt
Organism: Lachancea nothofagi CBS 11611
Lineage: Eukaryota; Fungi; Ascomycota; Saccharomycetes; Saccharomycetales; Saccharomycetaceae
Source: the annotation of a GenBank genome assembly